AUGUCCGCUUUUCCAGCGCCUUCUUUUCAGCGUUCUCUUUUCCAGCGGCCGCUUUUCCAGCGCACUCUUUUCCAGCGCUUGUUUUUCCCCGUAGCCCUGUUUUCCAGCGUCUGCUUUUCCAGCGGCCGCUUUUUUAGCGCUUGUUUUUUUUUUUUUUUUUUUGUCGCUCUCUUUUCUAGCGCCCGCUUUUCCAGCGCACUCAUUUCCACCGCCCUCUUUUCGGUGUUCACUUUUCCAGCGCUCUCUUUUCCAGCGCACUUUUUUCCAGCGCACUUUUUUCCAACGCUUGUUUUUUUUUCUUGUCGCCCUUUUUUCCUGCGCUGUCUUUUCCACCGCCCACUUUUCAGCGUUCUUUUUUCCAGCGCUUGUUUUUUUUCCUGUCGCCCUCUUUUCCAGCGAUUGUUUUUCCCGUUGCCAUCUUUUCCACCGCCCACUAUUCAGCGUUCUUUUUUCCAGCGCCCGCUUUUCCAGCGGACACUUUUCCAGCGGACACUUUUCCAGCGCUUGUUUUUUUUCCUGUCGCCCUCUUUUCCAGCGAUUGUUUUUCCCGUUGCCAUCUUUUCCACCGCCCACUAUUCAGCGUUCUUUUUUCCAGCGCCCGCUUUUCCAGCGGACACUUUUCCAGCGCUUGUUUUUUUUCCCUGUCGCCCACUUUUCCACCGUCCGCUUUUCCGGCGCACUUUUUUCCACAACCAUCUUUUCCACUGUUUUUUUCCCAUUACCUUCUUGUCCAGCGCCCGCUUUUCCAGCGCCCUCCCUUCAGCGUUCUCUUUACCAGCGCCCGCUUUUCAAGAGAACUCUUUUCCAGCGCCCUCUUUUCAGCAUUCUCUUUUCAGCACCCGUUUUUCCAAUACCAUCUAUUAG
Acanthosepion pharaonis is the source of this 864-nucleotide messenger RNA. Lineage: Eukaryota; Metazoa; Mollusca; Cephalopoda; Sepiida; Sepiidae. The record is from the annotation of a GenBank genome assembly.